CACGUUCUUUACACCGUAGGAACGUGGCUCAUUAUUGGCUCCAUUGGCAUUAUCAGAAACCUCCUAGUUCUCUUCAUGUUUUUAAGUGACAAGAAGCUGAGGACACCUGAAAACUACUUUAUAAUGAAUUUGGCUGUGAGUGACUUGCUGAUGUCGGCUUCUCAGGCACCCAUGUGCUUCAUCAACAGCCUGCACAGAGAGUGGAUACUUGGAGACACAGGCUGCGACUUGUACGCUUUCUGCGGGGCACUCUUUGGAAUCACCUCCAUGAGGACUUUAUUGGCUAUUUCUCUUGACCGCUACCUUGUGAUCACAAAGCCCCUGAGAUCCAUCCAGUGGACUUCAAAGAAAUGUACCAUACAGAUUAUUGCUGUCGUGUGGCUGUACUCGCUGGGAUGGCGCGUGGCUCCACUCCUCGGGUGGAGCUCCUAUGUGCCUGAGGGCUUGAUGAUAUCCUGUACAUGGGACUAUGUAACCUACUCCCCUGCAAACAGAAGUUACACCAUGAUUUUAUGCUGCUGUGUGUUUUUUAUUCCCCUGAUAAUAAUAUUCCAUUGCUAUUUAUCUAUGUUCCUGGCCAUAAGACGUACUGGCAG
This is a messenger RNA of Pterocles gutturalis (yellow-throated sandgrouse), 596 nucleotides long. RefSeq names its product melanopsin-like. The record is from RefSeq and is a predicted model, not a curated record. Gene Ontology annotation, cellular component: membrane. Gene Ontology annotation, biological process: G protein-coupled receptor signaling pathway. Lineage: Eukaryota; Metazoa; Chordata; Aves; Pterocliformes; Pteroclidae. Gene Ontology annotation, molecular function: G protein-coupled receptor activity.